This is a messenger RNA of Hevea brasiliensis (rubber tree), 1496 nucleotides long. RefSeq lists its product as uncharacterized. Gene Ontology annotation, molecular function: protein-folding chaperone binding. The transcript has 3 exons. Lineage: Eukaryota; Viridiplantae; Streptophyta; Magnoliopsida; Malpighiales; Euphorbiaceae. The record is from RefSeq and is a predicted model, not a curated record. The coding region runs from base 209 to 1225 and encodes 338 amino acids. Gene Ontology annotation, cellular component: cytosol.
UUUUUUUCCUUUUUCUUGUCUGAGCGUGGGAGAGAGAGAUAGAAUUUCAUUUAGAGAUCCCGUUUUGAUGAUUCAGGUGGAUCGAAGAUCGAAGGAAAAGCUCUGAUGAUCUGGGUUUUGGUGGAAAAUUUGUAAUUUGAUUCAUGUAUAGCAUUUGGAUCUGAUAGGUGAUAGAUAGAUUGUUGGGUUAUUGAACAAAGGAAAAAAAAUGGGGAUAGAUUACUAUAAUAUAUUGAAAGUGAACAAGAAUGCCACGGAUGAUGAUCUAAAGAAGUCGUAUAGGAGAUUGGCAAUGAAAUGGCAUCCUGAUAAAAAUCCCACCAACAAGAAAGAGGCUGAAGCCAAAUUCAAGCAGAUCUCUGAGGCUUACGAGGUCCUAAGUGACCCGCAAAAGAGAGCAAUUUAUGAUCAGUAUGGUGAAGAAGGGCUGAAAGACAUGCCACCCCCUGGCAGUGGUGGAUUCCCAUUUGGAAAUGGUAGUGGCACUGGGUCGAGUGGUUUCAAUCCUAGAAAUGCAGAGGAUAUAUUUGCAGAAUUCUUUGGCAGCAGUCCUUUUGGAUUUGGAUCAUCAGGACCUGGAAGGUCCAUGAGGUUCCAGCCAGAUGGAGGAAUGUUUGGGGGAUUUGGUGGGAGCGAAAAUCUAUUUCGGACUUACAGUGAGGGGACUGUGCCAAGGAAGCCACCACCAGUAGAGAGUAAAUUGCCUUGCAGUCUUGAGGAACUAUACUCUGGAUCAACAAGGAAAAUGAAGAUUUCUAGAACUGUAGUUGAUGGCCAUGGGCGGCAAGUGCAAGAAACAGAGAUUCUAACCAUUGAUGUGAAGCCAGGGUGGAAAAAGGGAACAAAGAUUACUUUCCCAGAUAAAGGAAAUGAACAGUUGAAUCAGCUUCCAGCGGACCUCGUGUUCGUCAUUGAUGAGAAACCCCACAGUACCUACAAGAGAGAUGGCAAUGACCUCAUUAUAAACCAAAGGGUGUCAUUAGCAGAAGCACUUGGAGGUACAACAGUAAAUCUCACUACACUUGAUGGCCGUAACCUAUCGAUUCCAGUACAUGAUAUAGUUAGCCCUGGUUAUGAGCUUCUUGUUGCCAGGGAAGGUAUGCCAAUCGCUAAAGAGCCAGGUAAUAGGGGCAGUUUAAGGGUCAAAUUUGAAGUGAAGUUCCCAAUAAGAUUGACACCAGAGCAACGAGCAGGACUCAAGCGAACCUUGGGAGUUGAAGAUUGAUAGAACUGUUAUAUAUAUAAGCCUUUAGUUUGAGCUAGCAUAUUAAUUUCCCUUGUAUUUUUAUACACCCUUUAGGUUCUCAAUACAGCAACUAGAGUACAAUUAAAUUAUGCUUUUUGUGAGGCAUUUUUUAGGGAAGGGUUUGCCGAUGUCGAAUGUAUCAUUAUGUUUUCCCCUAUUGUUAGAUAAUUUUUUACCAGGUUGUUAUUUUCAUUGCUUCUUGCCAAGGAACACGUUCGCUAAAAAUGCUUGUCUUAUUCUUUUUCUCUUC